This is a messenger RNA of Staurois parvus, 387 nucleotides long. The record is from the annotation of a GenBank genome assembly. Lineage: Eukaryota; Metazoa; Chordata; Amphibia; Anura; Ranidae.
AUGUACAUACAGACACAUGUACGUACAUGCACACAAAAACACACACAUACACACACGUACACACACACGUACAUGUACAUACACGCAGACACAUGUACAGAUACAUACAUGUACAUACACACAGACACAAGUACCCUAUAAAAAGUUGCAGUACUUCGUUGUUAACUCACAGAGCCAGGUACUGCACUCUAGGGGGAGGCAGAGAGCACAGCACACACUCCUUCCUUUGCUUUCACUGUGCUGAGCAGUCUGAUGGCUCCCAGUGUCAAUGACAGAUCCAGCCUGAGCUCCAAGCCUGCUCAGCAAGACGGCCCUGGGGGACACACUCGUCCCCACCAUUAACGAGCAGGCGAGUGGAAAUUUCAAGGCCUGCUCUACAGCACAUGC